Messenger RNA from Poecilia reticulata (guppy), 1951 nucleotides. It is a transcript of the gene slc29a3, whose product is annotated as solute carrier family 29 member 3. Gene Ontology annotation, cellular component: Golgi apparatus; plasma membrane. Gene Ontology annotation, molecular function: nucleoside transmembrane transporter activity. Gene Ontology annotation, biological process: nucleoside transmembrane transport. The record is from RefSeq and is a predicted model, not a curated record. NCBI's taxonomy places the organism in Eukaryota, Metazoa, Chordata, Actinopteri, Cyprinodontiformes, Poeciliidae.
AUGAUUGCAGCUGUUGAAAAUCCCACUUCGAAAAUCGGUUAGAGAGUAAGUCAGCUGACCAGAAAAACAAGUUUGCUGUCAAAUGAAGUUUUGUUUGCUGAGAAGACCUUCAAGUUUAAACUUCGGGGUCUUCAGGGAUGAGCCUGCCCUUUUCUCCCUUGUCUUCACCCUCUGAGUACCCUGGAUCCUGCCUGUGAAGAUGGACCACACAGAUCCUGUGCUUCCCAGCGUCAACUCAUCCUAUCUUCCACCUUUAUACGACCAACAAAGCUCGACCGAAGAUGAGGAUGAUGACAUCAGUCCCUCUGCAACCCUUCUUCCUAAGGCUUCCUCGGCACCUCUGGCUGUGCGCUACAGUCCAGAGGACUCGUACAGACUGGUGUAUUUCACCUUUUUUCUGAUGGGUAUCGGCUCCCUGCUGCCCUGGAACUUCUUCAUAACGGCAAAGCAGUACUGGCUCUACAAGCUUAGCAACAGCACUGACCAGAAGGAAAGCUCCAGUGUCGGUGACUAUUUUGAAAGUUACCUGUCCAUUGCUUCAGCAGUGCCUUCUGUGCUGUGCCUGGUACUCAACUAUUUUCUUGUUAACAGGUUAUCUCCAAAGGUUCGAAUCCUGUCCUCCCUCGUCGUGAUGCUGUUGGUGUUCGUGGUGACCACGGUGCUGGUGGAGGUGGACGUCUCAGAAUACAGGACGGAGUUCUUCGUCGGCACACUUGCCAGCGUUGCUGUGGUCAGCGGUGCCUCCAACAUCUUCUGUGGGAGCGUGUUUGGGAUCAGUGGCUAUUUUCCCAUGAGGAUCUCUCAAGCCCUCAUAUCAGGCCAGGCGAUGGGGGGCACCCUGACUGCACUAGCAUCGAUAGUGAGCCUAGCUGUGGCUAAGGACGUGACCACCAACGCUCUGUUCUAUUUCCUGACAGCAGACGUCUUUAUCCUGCUCUGCAUCAUCUCGUUUUUGCUUUUGCCAAAGUAUGCAUAUUCAAGGCACUACAUGCUGGCAGCGACCUGCGUCAGUCCCGGGACGCUCGGUGAGGAGCAGAGUCCAGCAGGCGGAAUCCCUCCGCUGCAGCCCAUCAUUAAGAAGGCCGGGGUGCUUGGCCUCUGCGUCUUUUAUGUCUUCUUCGUCUCAAUCUCAGUAUUCCCUUCCGUCUCAUCGGGGAUCCAGUCUGUGAACACGGACAGCGGCAGCCCCUGGGCAACAACUUAUUUUGUACCUCUGACCAGUUUCCUCCUUUAUAACGUUGCAGACUUUAGUGGCAGGCUGGUGACAGCCUGGGUGCAGACCCCUGGUCCCACUAGUCGGGUCCUGCCGGUGCUGGUGCUGUGUCGCUCCGUGCUGGUGCCACUUCUCAUGUUCUGUAACUACCAGCCACGGGACCACCUACAUACUGUGCUGUUCCCCCAUGAUGUUUACCCUGUGGUCUUCAACUGCCUGCUGGGCCUCUCUAACGGAUACCUGGGUACGCUGCCGAUGAUCUACGGACCAAAGGUGGUUCCCCGGGAGCUGGCCGAAGCCACAGGCGUGGUCAUGUCCUUCUUCCUCACUCUGGGGCUUGCUGUUGGAUCUGCGUUUUCAGUUCUUAUUGUGCACAGUAUCUGAACCAAAGCCAUAUGUAGCUUUGUAGUGAAGGAAAACACUACAGCCUUUACUUUCACUGGACCACCAGGUGUCACUUCCUCUGUACCUCAUCUGGUUUCCAGCGUCGUCUCAACCCUACAGUAAUUAGUGUCGAUUCUAAGAACUGAAGCAUUAUGUGUGCAAUUUGACAUAUUGCAGAAAUUAUACACAGGAUAUGGAGGAGAUGAAAGUUUGGGGCAAGCAAUAAAUGAAACACUUUGUUUAGAAUUUUGCUAAAAUAUGAACAAAAAACGACUACAUGCUGAUGGGUUUAAAAUGCAACUGUUCAGUGUGAAACACAAGUACAGUUUUGCUGAAGAUAAAAGGUCAAAGUUG